CCCUUCACUCCGCCCCCUCCGGCUUCACGCCCCGCUCCCUCAGAGCCGCUGUGCGGGGCGGACAUGGAGGCUGUGCCGCGGGGGGCCUGGAGGGGCUGGUACCUGUCUGCCCGGCGGCAGCGGGACUAUGGACAGGGGGAGGAUGGAGACGGCGACAGCGAGGAGGACGGGGACAGCGCCCCGCUGCUGCCGGGGGCAUCGGGCACAGGCUCCUCACAGCGCGGCUCCUCCUUCGGCCUGUCCGUGUUCAACCUCAUGAACGCCAUCAUGGGCAGCGGCAUCCUCGGCUUGUCCUACGCCAUGGCCGGCACCGGGGUCCUGGGCUUCAGCUUCCUGCUGCUGAUGGUCGCCAGCCUCGCGUCUUACUCCGUGUUCCUGCUGCUCAGCAUGUGCACACAGACCGCUGUCACCUCCUAUGAGGACCUUGGCCUGUUUGCGUUUGGAUCAGCAGGAAAGGUCCUUGUUGCAACUACAAUAAUUAUCCAGAAUAUAGGAGCUAUGUCAUCUUAUCUGUUAAUUGUGAAGUCUGAGCUUCCUGGUGCUGUUGCAGGUUUCUUAAGCGGAGAUGAAAGCGGGUCCUGGUACCUCGAUGGGAGACUGCUGCUACUCAUUACUUCGGUCUGCAUUGUAUUUCCCCUCGCGCUUCUUCCUAAAAUCGGCUUUCUUGGCUACACAAGUAGUUUAUCAUUUUUCUUUAUGGUGUACUUUGCGCUCGUGGUUAUGAUAAAGAAGUGGUCCAUCCCUUGUCCUCUACCUCUAAGCAGUGCAAUAGAGACUUUACAGGUUUCAAAUUCUACUGCGGAUUGUAAAGCAAAGCUCUUUCAUCUUUCAAAAGAGAGUGCUUAUGCAAUACCAACCAUGGCCUUCUCUUUCCUCUGCCAUACCUCAGUAUUACCGAUUUACUGUGAGCUCCAAAGUCCAUCCAAAAGCAGAAUGCAGAAUGUAACUGUCACAGGAAUUGGCCUGAGUUUCAUAAUCUACUUUAUGUCUGCUUUGUUUGGGUAUCUGACAUUUUAUGACAAAGUGGACUCUGAAUUGUUGCGAGGUUACAGCAGGUACCUGCCACAUGAUACUGUCAUCAUGACUGUUAAACUGGCCAUACUGCUCUCCGUGCUUCUGACAGUUCCUCUAAUCCAUUUCCCAGCGAGGAAAGCCGUAUUGAUGGUGUUUUGCUCUCACCUUCCCGUGUCUUGGAUUUGCCAUAUCCUUGUCACCUUAGUGCUGAAUGCAAUCAUUGUUUUGUUUGCAAUGUACGUGCCAGACAUUAAAAAUGUAUUCGGGGUAGUUGGUUCAACCACAUCGACAUGUUUGCUUUUUGUGUAUCCUGGACUGUUUUAUCUUAAACUCAGCAGAGAGGACUUCCUGUCACCACACAAACUCGGGGCAUGUGCAUUGGUUAUCUUUGGCAUAUGUGUUGGUCUGCUCAGUUUAAUUCUAAUAAUCCUCAACUGGAUUAAUCAGUAACACCGUGUGAUUACAAUCCAAAGUGAGCUUCAGGAGGACGACAAGACCCAGAGAUACUGACAGCCUACAGAAAACACUGACAGCAACCACCUUCAGAACAAAUAACACUUUUUCAGCCUGCUGGUGAUGUUCCUUCAUUACCCUCAAGUCUAAAAUACUAGUUCUUAAUGAUGCUCUUGUGGCGGGGAAAAGGAUCUCUUGAUAAUCCCUGCUAUGCAAAGAUAGUUUGGUGCACGUGGUGAACGAACUCAGAACCUUAAGACAAAUUUUCUUGUAAAGAGAAUGAGAUGGAUUUUAAAUCAGUUGUGACGUGUGUAUCGCGUAUUAUCCUAGAAGUGAAAGACAGCUGUUGCUUCUUUAAGUUCCAGAAGUUCAACCAGUUGAUAUUAGGAACUGACUGAUUCCAAAUGUUUACUCUAAUUUAUCCAAAUACAGACUCAGAGGCCAACCACCUCAGCCCAGUUUAAUGGGCACACCAUGAUAACAGUAUUCUUGUUUUAUACCUCCUGUGUACUUGAAUUGUACUGAAGUAAUUUUUAAAUUAGGAGCUUUUACCCAUCCAACAUAGUAGGUUCUCAGAGCAUUCGUGAUUCUGUUUUGUAUUUAAUAAUAGACCACUUUCAGUUAAUGUCUGCUUUUGAGUAUUAUUCAAAUUACCUCAGUAUUCCUGCCAGUGGGAGACUUUUCUUUUUCUCUCUCACUCCCAUUUCUACCAGUGUUUCCUACUUGAAAUAGAACAUAUCUGUGUUUUAUGUACUGUUGUGUGUUUGGACUUGAAAGGUGGCAUUCUGCUGUCCUGAAGGCAAAGGAAAUUUUAUAUUUACAGAGCCUUAAUUUUACCCUAAAAUCUCUAAACAUUCACACAGCCUUUUGUAAUUCUGCUUUUUUUUUCUGCCUAAAUGAAUCGUGAAUGCAGUUUUCAACACCAGCUGGGCUUUGUUACAUAUAGUAUGGGGUGCCCACUGCAGAAGUUCCUUAUAUCAGCCGUUGCUUUCAUUCUACUGGUAUCAUGGUAAGCAUCCUUAGAUUUGUUACUAUCAGAUGGAAUCUAAUGUCUUUAGAAUAGCCUAAUCUCUUUAGAGGCUUCAUACCCUGAUGAAGUUAAGCCUCUGCAGAAAUACCUUGUGUAAAGUUCAGAAAUUGGACCUCAGACUCAAACAGCAAGAUUUAAAGAGUGGGAAAGUUCUUCAUUAUUUCCAGAUGCAGUAUUUCUUUUAAUCCAGCUUAGCACUUUACAUCUAAGGAUUGGACUAAGGUACAAAUGAAAUAGUAAAUUAAUUCAUCUGGUUAAUAUGAAAGAAGCUAGUGUAUGACCUUUAUGGAAAUGUUUCUGUCCAUAAGGUGAGCAGUAAAUUAGUUGAUUCUAGGUAGAAAAUCCUGUUGAAACAGUUCUGUUAAUGUGUUGACAUAUGUUUUCUCAUUUGAGGUAGGGAAGACGCCCUAGAAACUGACAUUUUGAACCUCUUAGCAGCAGGUCUGUCUUUUUUAAGCUCCUGUGCAAAACUGGGGCCAGAAACUAAAAGUGAGAAAUAAAGCUACAGCAAAGUCGUAGCUGGGCUGUUCCCAAAAGCACCUCUGCAUAAACACUCAUACUUCCCAAUGAUGCAGGAGAGGCAGCAUUCAGUCUUUGAAGUAUUGAUAUUUUAUUGUUGUUAAUGUUGUCACGAUAGAUGGUGACUCAGGUCCUCACUGCUGGUGGCUGUAGAGCAACCUGAAAAUUGGUUUCAGCUUGGAAGGACUUCACUUGUAAGCUGACCGCCUUGGGAAAGCGCGGCUGCCUGUGCCAGUGGCCGCAGGGAGCAAUGGGUGAUGGCACUCUCCAGAAGAGGAUGUGCCAAAUUCAACAUAACCCAGAGAGAAUGCUCUUGAUCCUUCCCUGUGUAAUAGGGAGGAACAGAAAAUAGCAGACUUGGAACCACCAUCUCUGUUCCUGAGCUGGCAAGCUGUGCCUUCUCUGACUUCAGUGCCAGCGGAUCACUCAACUCUUGGGAUCUGUAAGAUGUUUUUCCCUUUUGAUAGAUGGCCUGCAGGCACCCAGGUGCCGUUGGUGUGCAGUUGGUACUGCUUCAGGAAUCCUUUUGCCUGAGGAAUGUUCUUCUGCUUAGGAGUUUAACGCAGAAACAGACUCGAGUGGUGAGGUGUAGGAACUAACUCAGGAGUUUUGUUAGGAUCCCCAUUCUUUAAAAAUCAGUACAAUAUAUAAAAAGACUGCAGUUGUUUUUAUCACAAAGCUUCUAUCUGGGGUUUCAUGACACAAGGUGAGGUCACCACCAGAAACAGCACGUCCACUCCUGGGUAGAAGCUCACAGCUCCUUCCUGUGGCACUGGCACGGUGGUGGCUCCUCCUCAGUGUGUUUCACUAGCAGAAAACCUGGAAGGGUGAUGAGUUAUCUGCCAAAAGCUGAACAAAGUGAGGUCUCUUGGGGGCAGGAAAGGGAAGGAGGAUGGAUUGGACUGCCUUUCAGGUUUUAGAUCAGUGUUUUUCUCGCAAACCUCACUCUCCAUCUUUGUGCACACAGGGUGCCUCUAACUUGAGAGCUCUCUGGCCUCCUGUGAUCAAGGGGUUGGUCAGACAGUUUCUCAGCACCGUGUGAGUAACAGGGAUUGGGGCCAUUCAUUUUGCCUUUAUUAUUGCAGCACCCUUCCUUUUCAAUUCUCGAUAACCAGGUGUAGCUCCUCCUGCCUGUACCUCCCUCUGAUAGCUGUGUGCUCCCAGGCUUUGUUGGCUGUGGGGAUUCUGCCAGGCAGAGCAUCUAUGGCAACGCUGCAAAAACCUGAGUAUCCAUUUUAUAUGAAGUGUACCUUGAGAAAUCAACGAUAGCUGCAGUUCAGGAAAUGAUUUUCUAACUGAACCAGAACUUAGGAAAACAGGAGACCUUACAUUCACGUCAGUGGACUGUAGAUACAUUUUGUAAGCCACUCGAAAUUAGGAGGAAUAUUUCUUAGAAUUGUGAGGUUUUAUGAAAACCAUUUCUCACAGAUCACGUCUUGCAGCUCGCUAUUGAGUAGUAGUUGUAAGACAUCAUUGCAGGCACUUUAUUUUAAACUCUGAACAGCAGGGCUUCAUAUGGAAGAUUUACAUCAUCUGUGAAGGUGCAGAAAGUUGGCAAGGCUCUGCUGAGCUUUUGCUCUUUGUUUCUCCCAGAGAAAAAAUACUGAGUCUGCCCUGUGCUGCAGUCCUCAAUGCCUGCACAGUUUGUGUGCAUCGUGUUAAAAGAUGGGGCUGAGAAAAUGCAUGAAAUAAGGUGUCAGUUUUACAGCUGCUUGCUGUAAUGCUAUGGAAAUCACGGCAUUAUUGUUUUUAAGCCCUGGGUACACGAGCUGGGCUGUAAACUGACUGUCCUGGUAGGUAGCAUUGGGCUGAUGAAUACCAGCCUGUGAAGUUAAUGUUCCGUGAGGAUGAAGGGAAGCAAUUCACACCUCUGCUGGAGCUCUAUUAUUACAUUUUGGCUGCGGUGCAGAGGGGAUGGAAGCACACCGGUUUGCAGAGAGCUGUCAUCUUCCAUUUGCAAAAGAGUUAGAAAUGCUGCUACUUGUAAGAAAGUCCUACAAUACAUAACUUAAAACGUGAGGAGAAGGCUGCUAAAUGUAGGAAUUCAACAUCAGAGCAAGGAUGCUGCUUUUAGUCUCAGUCUUCCCCAGACUGUGCAAUAUUCCAUGUAAGGGUUUCACUGCGGCUGUACAUAAGCAUGAGUUCUGUUGAGCUCCACUCUCACGUGCUUCCAGAUAUAUUUUUCUUGUGUACAGACUUUUUUGUUGUUGUUAUAUUUCCAGACUGGUGAAUUUCAAAAGUUCUGCUUUAUUAUGUGUAUGCCAUUUUAUUUUCUGAAGCCUCAGUUAGAGGGAUCCCUCAGCAUUUCUGGCCUCACUUGGGAAGGUUGCCUUUCCCAGCUGCACAAGGAGAACAAUGUAAGAGACAAAAAUGAGUCGGUAGCCUUUGAUUUGCUUUCUCUCAUUCUCCUGUUUCCAUUCCGUGUCCAUGUAAGGGCUGCUCAGGUUACAGAUGAGCUGUGGUAAGCCAGGCUGGAGAAGGGAGCGCUGCACACAAGUGCUUACAGCCUGUGUGUGUAUUGUGCUCGAUGCUUAUUGUUUAUUCCCUUGUUUCUAAGCAUCUUCGUACUGAUUUCCACUGCAGCUUGUUUAAAAUUCUCUCAUGUCCCUGUGCAGUGUAAACUGACCCUCUGUGAUACCAUCCUCUCCUCUCUGCCCCUCCUUUUCCUUUCCCCUGAGCACGGAGACACGGCGGUGCAACAAGAUCUCUGUGCUUGAGCUGCUAGGGCAGAUGUUAUAUCCCACCCUGCUUGUAAACAUGUUGUUUGCAUGGGAGAGGAUUAGGGCUUGUUCUAUAUUGCUGUGUUUCUGACUGUGCACAGUCAUUGUGGUAUGGAUCUGGGAUUCAGUGCUCUGAAAGCUGCAGUCUGUGAAGGCUGAGAGGACUCAAAGGAACCAUGUACCCCUGUGUACCUCUGUUGGGUAGCAAUAGUGCAGGUUAUAGACCUGCGUGAGCUGAUCCAAAAUGUCCAGUCUUUAAAGUAUAUAUAUAAUAAUUUCAUUAAAUUAAUUCUUAGGAUUAUCUCCAUAGAAUAUGACAGUUUUCAUUAGCAUCAUCAUGCAGAUUCAGCAGAGCACAACAACACAUGAGGACAGAGCUGUGCCUGUUCUGGAUACAGGUGAUCGUAUCACCUUGAACACAGCUGUGUUGAUCUGGCUCCGAGGCUCUUACAGAGCCAGAGGGAGGUUCUGAAUAUGGAAUCCUGCAAAUUCAGCACGCUGGGUUCUGUAUUUUGCUUCCUAUAAGCAGUAGGAGGAGAUGGACAUUGUACCAAUGAAGAUUAAUUGUGUUGUUUCCAGCUGUCCCUAUGUACAGAAAUGAAAGUUAACAUUAGCUCAAUAGUGGGCAUCCUAAUGUACUCUAAUUAAAGCUUCAGGUCAGUCCUGGAGUUAAAAUAACACGGAUUGUUGUAGAACUCCUUUCCUAAUUAGAUUUAACACUUAAGGCACAAUCAUUGCUUUGUGUUGCCUUUGAUGUUGAGAGCAUUCCUUAUAGUUGUUCUGCAUCCCAUGGAGCCUUGGGGAUGCAUCUGCUUCCCAGUGACUGUUGCUGUCUGACAAUUCCCGCUGCUGAAAAGGAGCUGCCUUAUUUCUGCAGGUUGUGGUGAUGUUUUUGGUGUAUCCGUGUUUCAGAAGUGAUCGUUCAGCUUAAUGGGGAACUGAUGUUUUGCUUUUUAAAAGGAGUCAUCUGUAUGUAAAAAAUACCUCGUGAACGUCUGAUCUGUGUGCCAUGCAUUUCCUGUUUUGAGUUCUUCCUCCCACAGAUUUCUAUGGAGCAGCCACGGCGUGUUCCAAGAAAAACAGAAAAUAAAGGACAGUGUUUGCAUAACUCA
Coturnix japonica (Japanese quail) is the source of this 6848-nucleotide messenger RNA. RefSeq names its product solute carrier family 38 member 6 (gene SLC38A6). Gene Ontology annotation, cellular component: plasma membrane. The record is from RefSeq and is a predicted model, not a curated record. Gene Ontology annotation, molecular function: L-glutamine transmembrane transporter activity. Gene Ontology annotation, biological process: L-glutamine transport; amino acid transmembrane transport. Lineage: Eukaryota; Metazoa; Chordata; Aves; Galliformes; Phasianidae.